AGUUCGUAAACCUACUAGAUCACACUACCAGUAUGAGAAUGAGUUGGAAAACGGUAGGUGGCAGAACAGUCGUGCAGUAUAUUUAUUGGAACAUUAAUAAACCGUUGUCUUACUCUACAGCGUCAUAGAUAAGGAUGUUGUUUUUAUAAAGCACUAUGUUUUGAGUAAUGAUUUUGUGUGCACAUGUUGGAAUCUUCUGUUAAUGUUGUGAAAUUACACGAUCACCCUUCCAUUGUCAACCAGUGCUGUGAAUUACUUAACUCUGAAUGGCCAAGAAGCAUAAAUUCAAGGUGUGCCACUCUCCGUACAUCUCGGGACGAGUUGCCAACAUGCUUUUGCCUGGUCCAGUCUGACCAGGUGAUAGGGCACGCCAAGCUGUCGCCUCUCCUCAGCCACCCUGGUAGCUGCACCGUUCACUCAGUGUUAAUCCACCCAGGACACAGGAAGAAAGGUUUAGGCAGGCUGUUAAUGGAGAAAUGUGAAGAGUAUGCAACAAGUGUAGGCAUCCACACAAUCUAUCUAUCAACGGAUGACCAGCAAGGCUUCUAUGCUGCAUUGGGCUACGCGAAGUGUGAACCAUUUUCCAUCUACGGUUCCAGCCCAAUCCAUGGGCGUGACACCAACUCAGAUAUCAACAAGAAUGACUGUUCAGAGGAAGCUAAAUUAAAAACAGUAGAGAAUCUAGCUCCAGGUCCAACUACAGCCGAGAAACCGCCACCACCACCCCCACCUCCUCCCUCUCUAAAGCCCCAUGCAUAUGCUGCAAGCGCACACAAAACUUUCAUGAGGAAAAUUCUCAAAAAGGAAAAAUAAACCAGUUGUGCCUUUAAUUUUAAUGCUUGGCUUAGUAAAUCACAUCCAAGCAUUAAGAGUACAUUAUGUUUCAUAAUGUGAAAAUAGUAUAAACAUUAUUUGUGAAAACUUCAAAUGUACACCAGUUAUGGUAAAAAUAAUUUUCCUUGCGCGUUUGAACUGUUCACAAAGUAGAUACCAGACAGAAAGAACCCUGGUCUUUUCCUUUUGUCUACCUCCGAGUGGUAUCACCCCUGUGUGUGAACAUGAAGUACUGGAUGCACCAUGACAACAUGCAAGUGCAUUGGAGAUCUUUCUUUCCCCACCAUUUUCCCUUUAAACCUCGUCCUAUAAUAAAUCUUCCUGAACACA
Bacillus rossius redtenbacheri is the source of this 1164-nucleotide messenger RNA. It is a transcript of the gene Naa80, whose product is annotated as N-alpha-acetyltransferase 80. Gene Ontology annotation, biological process: protein acetylation. NCBI's taxonomy places the organism in Eukaryota, Metazoa, Arthropoda, Insecta, Phasmatodea, Bacillidae. The coding region runs from base 184 to 813 and encodes 209 amino acids. The transcript is spliced from 4 exons. Gene Ontology annotation, cellular component: cytoplasm. The record is from RefSeq and is a predicted model, not a curated record. Gene Ontology annotation, molecular function: acetyl-CoA binding; N-acetyltransferase activity.